AUGGGAGGUUCGAAGACGGAAGGGGCAACCUCUUCCUCAACCCCUUUAAUUACAAAUCGUAGAGACCCGUAUGAGGUUUUAAAUGUUUCAAGAGAUGCUUCUGAUCAGGAGAUUAAAUCUGCUUACAGAAAACUUGCUCUCAAAUAUCAUCCUGACAAAAACGCUAGUAAUCCCGAAGCCUCAGAACUAUUCAAGGAGGUUGCCUAUUCUUACAGCAUUUUAUCCGAUCCAGAAAAAAGAAGGCAAUAUGAUAAUGCAGGAUUUGAGGCUAUUGAUGCUGAAGGAAUGGACAUGGAAAUUGAUCUAUCAAACCUUGGAACUGUGAAUACAAUGUUUGCAGCUUUAUUCAGUAAGCUAGGAGUCCCUAUUAAGACAACGAUUUCAGCCAAUGUUCUUGAAGAAGCUUUAAAUGGGACAGUUACAGUUAGACCUCUUCCAAUAGGAACAUCAGUUAGUGGAAAGGUAGAAAAACAAUGUGCUCAUUUUUUUGGUGUUACAAUAAGCGAGGAACAAGCUCAAUCAGGGAUAGUUGUUAGAGUUUCUUCAGCUGCACAAAGCAAAUUUAAGCUGCUUUAUUUUGAGCAAGAUAAUGGUGGUGGCUAUAGUCUGGCAUUGCAGGAAGACAGUGACAAAACCGGGAAGGUGACAUCAGCAGGAAUGUAUUUCCUGCAUUUCCAAGUUUACAGAAUGGAUUCCACUGUUAAUGCCUUAGCAAUGGCGAAGGACCCUGAAGCCGCUUUCUUUAAAAGAUUGGAAGGUCUUCAACCGUGCGAGGUCUCGGAACUAAAAUCCGGAACUCACAUAUUUGCCGUUUAUGGAGAUAAUUUUUUCAAAACCGCAUCGUAUACAAUAGAGGCCAUUUGUGCCACAACAUACCAAGACACAACUGUUAAACUCAAGGACAUUGAGCAGCAAAUUUUAAGAAAAAGAACCGAGUUACGCCACUUUGAGACUGAGUACAGACAGGCUUUGCAACGAUAUCAAGAAGUCACCAACCGAUACACCCAGGAAAAGCAAAAUGUGGAUGAGCUUUUAAAACAACGAGACAGUAUCCAAUCAUCAUUUACAGUAGGCAGAUCGGUGGUUUUAGGAGGUGGUAGCAGUCAAUUUAGUAGCAAUGGAACAGGAAGUAGUAAAGUUAGUGGUGGUGAAGGUGAAACCAGCAGCAGUCCAGUUGAUGAAGAAGAUGGAAGGAGUUAUAAUAAUAAUAACAAGAAGAAAUGGUUUAAUCUCAACCUCAAAACCUCAUCCUCCUCUGAUAAGAAAACCACCAGUUGA
This is a messenger RNA of Lactuca virosa, 1278 nucleotides long. NCBI's taxonomy places the organism in Eukaryota, Viridiplantae, Streptophyta, Magnoliopsida, Asterales, Asteraceae. The record is from the annotation of a GenBank genome assembly.